CCUAACCCAAUAUACAGUUAAAGUAGAAUUUCAACGACAAGACAACCCUCUCUCACAAAACCAAAAAAACUCUUGCUCUGUUUUCUUCUGCCUUUACUAUGAGUUCAGAUUCGAUUAGAGAACGAGGUGCAUCUGCCGUGGUAGAACGGAAAUUUCAAUAUAGACAACUUUUAUUUUUGGCAUACCAAAGUUUAGGCUUUUUGUUUGGUGACUUGAGCUUAUCCCCUCUAUAUGUCUAUCAAAGUAUAUUUUCCGGAAGACUGAAACAUGUCCUGAAUGAGGAUGCAAUAUUUGGCGCAUUUUCUCUCAUCUUUUGGACUCUUUCGAUUAUUUCUUUGUUGAAGUAUGCACUUAUUAUGUUAAGUGCAGAUGAUAAUGGCGAAGGUGGAGUUGUUGCUUUGUAUUCACAGCUUUGCAGAAGUGCAAAAUUAUGUUUGCUUCCUAAUCAUCAAGCAUCCGAUGAGGAGCUUUCUACGUAUCGGAAGCCUGGCUCCUCAAAUGGAAGUACACCAUCCUCGCCUUUGAAAAGAUUCAUUGAGAAACACAAGAAUACAAAGAUGGCUUUGCUUAUUUUUGUUUUACUAGGUGCUUGCAUGGCAAUUUGUGUUGGUGCACUCAUGCCUGCCAUUUCUGUUCUUUCAUCCGUUGAAGGCUUGAAAAUUGAAGCAAAGAUUACAAAUAAAAGUAUGGUGUCUUGUAUUUCUUGUGUUCUACUGAUUGGACUCUUUGUCAUGCAACAUCGGGGCUCCUACAAGGUUGCAUUCGUGUUUCCUCCUGUAAUCAUCCUAUGGCUAGUAACUAUUUUCAUGAUUGGCAUUUACAAUAUCAUCAAGUGGAACCCAAGAGUAUAUCAGGCUCUUUCUCCAUAUUAUGUAUACAAGUUCUUUAUGCUUACAGGAAAAGAUGGUUGGACUAACCUUGGAGGAGUAUUUCUAUGCGUUACAGGGACUGAAGCUAUGUUUGCAGACCUUGGUUACUACAGACAAACACCUGUAAGGGUUACAUUUUGUUGUAUCAUUUACCCAUGUCUAGUUCUUCAAUACAUGGGGCAGGCGGCCUUCCUUUCCAAGAAUCUAUCUGCAGUACCUAUAAGCUUUUAUGCUUCUAUUCCAGGUCAGUUAAUGUAAAUACUAAGAAUAGAAUAUCCCAAAUCGGCCUUCUCUUGGAAUUCUAGAAGAUUGUGGAUUGAAGUUAUUUGCCUUUAGACAACUGAAAAAUGAGUGACUUGGCCACUUACAUUGUUUCAAAUGUUUCUGAACGUUCCUAGCAGUAGUACAUUGAACUGGUGAUAAACUGGGGUUCUUAGAAUGAUCAAGUAUGUUCUAAUUUCUUUCUUUGUAAUAUGUGAAAUUUGAAGUAUUAUCUUUUUGUUCCCUGUCAUUAGUUGUCCAUAUGAACUUAUAACAGCACUACCAUUUGACCUGGUUCUUGGCCGAUUUACGUGGAAUAUCUGAGUGAUAACUCUCACAAAGUAGAUUUAGACUUUAGCUUAACCCUACAAAAUCAACUUGGAAUAUAAGAUUUGUAUCUACUUAUAUGCUAUAAUUUG
This is a messenger RNA of Vigna umbellata (rice bean), 1549 nucleotides long. Lineage: Eukaryota; Viridiplantae; Streptophyta; Magnoliopsida; Fabales; Fabaceae. The record is from RefSeq and is a predicted model, not a curated record.